Stegodyphus dumicola is the source of this 1101-nucleotide messenger RNA. Its product is annotated as cubilin-like. The record is from RefSeq and is a predicted model, not a curated record. NCBI's taxonomy places the organism in Eukaryota, Metazoa, Arthropoda, Arachnida, Araneae, Eresidae.
GCACCAUGUGGGCCUUCCUCUCUGAAUUCUCUAUCAACAGCACAAAGUUUCACAUCUCCAAACUACCCGAAUCCCUUCCCGGACAACUUAAGAUGUAGUUGGAUCAUCACCAGUAAUGCAUCAAAUACGCAGGCCUCAAAGUCGGUGCAGGUUUCUAUCAACGAUCUAGACAUUCCUUGCGGGGGCGAUUAUGUCGAAAUCUUAAAAAAUAAUCGGAAUCAAAGCAUGUCUAGCAUCCGGCUGUGUGGUUCUGAAUAUCUCCGUCAUGAUAUUACUAUGCGUAGUGGAUCUGUUGUCAUUUUUCACAGUGAUGCAGCAAGUAACGGAGCUCGUGGCUUUUCAUUCUCGUAUAAAAAUGCAGAUUGCAACAGAACUUUUGUAAACGAUAAUGGUAUUUUGUCCAAUCCGGAUUAUCCCUCAUUGUUUGUGGACAAGAUCUGCGUAAUGACCAUCAAUGCUAUUGCAGGGAAAACCAUUUCGCUCUAUUUUAAAACUCUUUCUAUAUCUGCAUCGGAAAACUGCUCCAGAAAUAAUGUGAAGGUUUACGAUGGUCCUAAUACUUCAGCCCGUCUUUUGGAUACUUUUUGCGGUGAUGAGGUGCCCACUCCCGUAUUUUCAACAGGAAGCUUCCUUCAUGUAGUGUUUACAGUCCUGGAUGAAAAUGGGCGUUUUUACGCUACUUACACUACAACGGAUAAGGGAAGAGGAUGUGGAGGACGAUUCCAAGCUCAAGAAGGGGCUCUUGCGAGUCCGCUCUAUCCCGAACCUUACAACAGGACUGCAGAGUGCAUUUGGUACAUUUCAGUACCUAACAAUUAUAUCGCAAGAGUUACUUUCACAGCUUUUGCUCUCAAUUCUACCGACGGUUGCGAUUCAAAUUAUGUUGAACUCUACGAUGGUCACACUGUUGAUCUUAGGAAGAGGAUUGCUAGAUAUUGUGGAUCUGAUUCACCAGCUCAGCAUGGCUCUGAAAAUAAUAAGAUACUUGUAAAAUUCGUUUCAAGUCCUUCAAAUGACAUGCCUGGAUUUACCAUGACUUUUGAAUCCACCAACAAAUGUAAAUAUUUUAUGUUUAGUGUUGUUUUUAUAUUUAGUGUGUAA